AAUUCACUCAAAUUCUGAAAUUAUACUGAGUUUCAGCAGCAGCGACUGCUGAUGAUGUCCCCGUAGCCUACAUUGUCGGUGUAAAUCUGGGCAGCUAUGAGUAGAACUAUCGACGCUGUUGUGUCCCUGACCCAAACAAAUACAAUACCUGCCGACAUCUCCGGACAGAUGUUAGAUCUAGACGAGGACGACGAUUUAGAAGUUUUCAGCAAGGAUUCGACUCUUGCAGACGGGAAUAUGUUCAACGCCUCAAUGCAYACAUCCCCAGGCUCCAUGGUCAACCAGUGUAAGUUUGAGGAGGACGAGGAGGGUGACUCUAAAGACAUCUUCAUUACUGUGGACAACCCAGAGAGUCAUGUGACUGCCAUUGAGACCUUCAUCACCUACAGAGUUCUGACCAAGACCACACGGAGUGAGUUUGACAACUCUGAGUACGAAGUCCGCAGGCGCUACCAAGACUUCCUCUGGCUCAAAGGGAAACUGGAGGAGGCCCACUCAACUCUCAUUGUUCAUCCUCUGCCAGAGAAGUUUGUGGUGAAGGGGAUGGUGGAGAGGUUCAAUGGUGAUUUCAUCGCGACACGGAGGAAAGCUCUCCACAAGUUCCUUAAUCGUAUUGCUGAUCACCCCAUUCUGUCCUGCAGCGAAGACUUCAAAGUCUUCCUUAGUGCUCAGGCCUGGGAGCUGACAACCUAUAAGAAGCAAGGACCGGGGUUCCUGAGCAGGAUGGGGGAAACGGUGCGAGCGGUGGCUAACUCAGUCAGAGGGGUGAAGAACCGGCCAGAGGAGUUCACCGCCAUCCAGGAGUACGUAGAGGAUUUCAGCAACAAGAUCAGCUCCCUGGACAAAGUCACCCAGAGGAUCGUCAAAGAACAGAAAGAGUACCUGGAGGAGCUAAAGGAGUACGGGCCCACCUACACCCUGUGGUCGGGCUCGGAGGAGGAGCUAGCAGAGCAGUUAAAAGGUGUAGCCGGCUGCAUAGAGAGGUGCUGUAAAGAGACAGAGGAACAGGUCGGCCAUCUCUCAGACACCCUGGUGCCUGUUUUACACGAGUAUGUCCUGUGUGCUGAGACACUCAAGGCAGUAUUGAGACGGAGGGAUAACAUUCAGGCUGAAUUUGAGGCCAAGAAUGAAACUCUGGCCACCAAGAAAGUUGACAGAGAUGCAGAGUCUAGUGAUCUAGGUUUUGUGUGGGGGAGCCUGCUGGGUAAAAACCCUGAAGAAGCCAGACAUCAGAGGCAGGAGAGACUUGAUGGGGAGAUUGAAGAGCUGAAGGAGGAGAUUGAUAAACUGGAGGACCGUGUGGAAUGGGCCAACAACGCUCUGAAGGGGGACUGGGGCCGAUGGCAGAGGAGCAUGAGAGGAGACCUCAAAUCAGCCUUCUUCUCCACCGCAGAGAAGAACGUAGACUACUACGAGAAGUGUCUGGCAGUGUGGGAGACCUUCCUUCUCUCCCAGAGAACAGAACCCAGCGAGGAGACUGACAGAGACAACACCCCCUAACCCCCACGAUGCACUUCUUCUCUAUUACACAACCCUCUGCCCACCACCCCCUAUCCAGAGGGCACAGCCAAAGACAUCUUCCAGCACAACCUGGAGGACUCCUGGAAUUUAACCCUAAUCAUUCCAAUGAAGCUUCACUUUAAAGUCACUUUAGCACAGACUGUGAUAAAUCUGAGAGAUCUUUAAAUAUGCAUGAUCAGCCAGCCGCUGCCUUAGGGCUUCUGUAUGUACAGCCCUGGAUCUGAGGGGUAGAUAUACUGAAUACACUGAUGGAUCCACCAUGAUUUUCACAGCAAUACGAUGACAUACUUUACUUGUUUACCUGUUUUACAAUGACUCACUAUGGUAUUUUGAUAACAGAAAAUAAACUAGAGUGCCACAUUUUUGUUUUUUACUAUACACAUUUUUCUCUUUGUAAAGCUUUAAAUUGGGUUUUUAAGAUGUUGGCAUAAUAAAAUGGAUUGCUACAUUGUG
Messenger RNA from Salvelinus sp. IW2-2015, 1974 nucleotides. RefSeq names its product sorting nexin 7 (gene snx7). NCBI's taxonomy places the organism in Eukaryota, Metazoa, Chordata, Actinopteri, Salmoniformes, Salmonidae. The record is from RefSeq and is a predicted model, not a curated record. Gene Ontology annotation, molecular function: phosphatidylinositol binding. Gene Ontology annotation, cellular component: early endosome; phagophore assembly site. Gene Ontology annotation, biological process: endocytic recycling; protein transport; piecemeal microautophagy of the nucleus.